CCAAGGGCCCCUGAAUGACAGGGGGCCCCAACAAAUAGCAGACUUACAGAUGAGUCAGCAGCACCCCAGUCUCCCCAUAACUGCACCCCUCUCUGUCCCUGUGAAGAAGAAAAUAGUCAGUCAUACACAUCUGGGAUGGCAUGAGGACUCAUUGACCUGAGCAGGUAUAAAUAAGCAAACUCGGUCAAAAUCUGCAGCUUGUGCAUCUAAAUCAUCAAACGUUUAUGAUGACGGUCAUCCUCAUUCUCUCUCUCACCAUCUCCCUGAUCUCUCAGGGCUACAGCUGGUCAUUUUCCUGUAAAGGAAGAUGUGGAAAAUUCUACAGUUCCUUGGUCCGUUGCCACUGUGACUUACAAUGCCAGCAGUAUGAGAACUGCUGCAAUGACUAUGAAAAGAAGUGUGGUCGUCGAGUGUCAGCUAUUGUCACUAACAAUGAGAUCAAGACUCUGUCUGAGACACUGUUCAGGUUGGACUCUAACAGUGCCACAGACUCACAGCUAGUUAUUGACCCUCAAGCACAGAUCUCUUCCUCUAAGACCAACUCUCAGAAUGACCUCUCACCACGCCCAUUGUUCAAGUAUGUGAGCGAGGAUACUUUGUUUUCCAAGCCCACGUAUAAAGCUCUCCUGAGUUUGCUUGACAACUAUAGAUGGGCGACAGGAGAUGUUGAGUAUGUCCCCUCUAAGGAGGUGCAGGAACAGGACACUUUUCUAAGAGAGACAAUGCUGAACACUGAGAUUGGCAGGGAGCUCUACAAUUUCCUCUACUCUAAAGGUAUGUACUCAUCGCAGAAGGAGUUUAUCCAGGAUCUGAAGAUGAUGUGGUUUGGCCUUUACUCUCGAUCUGAUGGCAAGCUGGACUCCAGCGGGUUUGAGCACAUCUUUGUAGGGGAAAUUAAGGGUGGGAAAAUAUCUGGUUUCCACAACUGGUUGCAGUUCUAUCUGAAUGAGAAAGAAGGACUACUGAAUUACUACAGCCAUAGUUUCAAUGGCCCUUGGACCACAUAUCCUGAUGUAUUGGGAAUGCAGUUCAAAUGGGAUGGUUAUUUUAAGGAAGUUGGCUCUUCCUUUAUUGGUGCUAGUCCUGAAUUUGAUCUGGCUGUCUAUAGUCUCUGCUACAUCACCCGCCCUGGGAAGAUGUGUUAUCUGAGUUUGGGAGGAAAGACCCAGGGCAUUCAGACUUACACCUGGAAUAAGAGCAGCUAUGGGGAUGGAAAGAAGUACAUUGGCUCUGCCUACCCUGCCACACCCUGAUGCCAAAAUGAUUUGACUUUGAUAUUAUCAGACCAUCACUAUAUGAUCUACGGCUAACACAUCAAUCUUUAAUAUUCCUCAGUUUGUCUUUUUGUUAUUUUAAACACCUCCCUGUCUUUUCUUGAAUAUGAAUCUGUCUCAUACACAUUCACAAACUUGUAUUGUCAUAACUUCACAUACUUUUAACUCUAUUGUUAAGCAAUGACUCAGGAUUUUAUGCAAGGAACUCAGGAUGUCUUGCAAGGUAGAUGUUCCACAUUUUUAAACAGCAAAUUUAGAAACAGAUUGAUUAUCCAACUGAUAAGCUAAGAAAAAAUAUACCACAAAUAAAGUAUGACAGUUUAAUUCUGUUGCCAUGAACUCAAUGACAAGAUGGUGUAACUGACUAAGCUUUGUACAAAAAAAGUACAAUGGUAUACCAUUCUUCAUGGACACUACCAUGAUGGUAAAGAAAUUGUAUUCUUUGAAGCACCUUGAAUAUGUAAACACUGCGGUAUAAACAGUUUCCUUGACUCUGUACUGUAUAAGAUUAGUGGAUGUUGUGAAUAAAUUAUCAAGGAAUUAAACUAAAGCAUUCACACAUUUACCAAAAUUUGGCAUCACAUCAGUAUCCUUUGCAUAUAUUAAGAACUGCUAUCUUUACCUAAGCUACAGUAAGUAAACUAAAUAUAUUAUCCCUUUACUAUCCCAUCUACUAAUUACAACAAAAAAAAGACCCAAUAA
Xyrauchen texanus (razorback sucker) is the source of this 1976-nucleotide messenger RNA. RefSeq names its product uridylate-specific endoribonuclease A-like. The coding region runs from base 225 to 1253 and encodes 342 amino acids. Gene Ontology annotation, biological process: immune response. Lineage: Eukaryota; Metazoa; Chordata; Actinopteri; Cypriniformes; Catostomidae. Gene Ontology annotation, molecular function: scavenger receptor activity; polysaccharide binding; RNA endonuclease activity. The transcript has 11 exons. The record is from RefSeq and is a predicted model, not a curated record.